GGAAGUUAUAAAAUCUUGCUCGUCAAGGUCGGGGUGCCGGCUUUGCGUUCUUUGUUUCCAGGUGAAAGUGGCUGCAUUGUUCUACUUAUUUGUAACAUGAUCUCAUAAAAAAUAACUAUCUUUAUUUCGGUCUUAAUGCUAACAGUAAUAACCUUUUGGAGAGACCAUAAUAUAUGAACGUCCUUUGAGCAGCGUUAAAAUGACCUUGAAAAUGUCCACCUACUAUGUAGGACUAAAUGAGGGGUAUAAUGCAGUGUAAGGAAUCGUAAUUAUGACUUAAAGUCGGUGGAUAGGGUCAAAAGUUAGAUAUAGGGUUUUCAUCACGAACUGACAUCAGCUAUGACAAUGUCAUAGUGGCACCUUUGUAUUUUCCCAUUAACUUCCAUUAAAUUUGAAUCUUCUGCAUUCUCUCAUAAUUUGCUUCUUUUUGGCCAUAUUUAAUUAUACUUACCACUUCUCUCUGUCAAUAAUCCUAUCAUUUUGACUUCCUUGCUAUUAUCUUUUUCACUGGUUUACUAAUUGUUGUAAAUGAUCUAGAAUUUAUAAAACUUUGUUAUACAUAUGGUCAGAUAUUUGUGUGAUAUGCAGACCAAUGUUUACGCCAUGCUGAUUACUUCAAAUUCAUUUAGAAAUAGUUAAUUUCCCUGGUUAUACGUCAAAAAAUUUGAUGAGUGUGGGUUUUGGUUGUAGUCGCAUUUCUUUACUGUUAGUAUCACAUAUUAGUGAAAUAAACCUUAUAACAUGUGCUUGUUAUAAAUCUGCUCACUGUGUUGUUUCAAGCUGAAACCAACACUGCAUAAAGUUAUUUGUCUUCAUUUGGGGAUAUAUUCGUUCUGUAUUUUUGUUGUCCUAGUAAUAUUGGGUAAUAAUGACAAGGGGUAGGAAGUCCUUGCUUUCUGGUAUAAAACUGUCCUACGCUUGUGAAUGGCCAAACUGCUGUAAUACUUUCAACAACGAAAAUUUACUCAAAUAUCACCAGCUGCAACACUUUAGAGAACUAUGUGAACAACCUUCACAAGGUUCACGUCUUCCUGUCUGUGGCAUAUGUAACGCCUCUUUAAAUAUAACUGAUGUUGACGGGAUUGAACGGCAUUCGUUUUUUCAUUCAUGGGUUAACCAACUGAAAGCUAUCGGGAAACAUAUUUUGGAACUAAAUGACUGGCCUAUAUGUCUAUCCGACUCAGUAUCAUGUAAUUUGAUCCCCGAACUUCCAACCAAAUUCGAGUGUGGUUGGGAAUAUUGCGAUUUUAAAACCAACGAUGUUUGUGUAUUUAUUACUCAUGUAUCAAGACACCCAGAGGAAUAUACCGAUUCUCGAUAUCCUACAAAUGUACAGUUAAAGUGUCUAUGGGAGAAUUGUACAUAUAUGGCUAAUCGUUUAAGGAAUCUUUCACGUCAUUUGGAUACUCAUACUCAAGCCAAACGUGCAGCUUGUCCUACAUGUGGUUUAUUGCUUGUUGAUUUCCGUAAAUUAGAAGAUCAUCUUAAACGCCAACAAAUUCAUUUAUUAAAUAAAAGCACCAACUUUAAGGAGAACUUGCAUCAUUCGGUCAAGCCUGUGAAGUGCAGUCGUUGUCGAAGAGUAUUCAGUACACAAAGAUUAUUGAUGUCACAUAUGAAAAGACAUAUCAAUACAGUGAAAUGCCCUUUUUGUGAUAUGACUGUCUGGAGCAAGUCAGCUCUAGAACGUCACAUUUUAUUUCGACAUUCAAAUGAGAAGCCACUUAAAUGUCCAUACUGUAAUUUUACAUUUAAACUUACCAAUUGUUUAACGCGACAUUUAAGUUCUAGACAUAAAAUUUAUGAAUCAAAUGAAAAUGAUAGGAAGUCAACUGAUCCAGUUGUAUCGGAUACUAUUCAAUCGGAUUUAGUUGGUGAAAAAUGGCCUCACUCCAUAUCUAUUGCUCCAAUCCAUGGACCAUUAGCUCAAGCUGGUGCCUUACCACAUGUUCAAGCAGAUAUUUUAACUCCUACAGACAAUGAUACUACUCCUUGUGCAACAGUGGAUGUAUUUGUUUGUCCUCAUAAUGGUUGUAAUUUCAAAACUAACAAAAGAAAUGGUUACCUUGUUCAUAUUGGUCGUAAACAUCAUCCACUUCCAUCUAGUUCAUCACUAGAGCCAUCAUCAGAUCGUCCAUAUAGUACCGAUAACUCACCAAAUACUUCUCAAGAACGUUUAUAUAUGUGUCAUAUGUGCUCUGCUGUUAAACGACGGGGUAACGAAUUAUCAAAGCAUUUGGUGAGAGAUCAUCAUUUAGCUCGUCCUUCUGGGCAUGUCCGCUUUACGUACACUAUUUCAGAUGAUGGACAUUAUCGCCUUCAGUUAACUCGUCUUGAUACUGUACGUGUUGCUGCUCAAUUGCUUGGUGAGACAGUUGUUAGUAAAUUACUCGUUGAGACAAGGAAUCAACAGUUGCCUAUCUGUGAAUAAAAUUUUUUCUACAAUCAUUUCAAGUAUAUAUCUUUAUCACAAUCACUUCUCCAUAAUGUUUUACCCACUUUGUACAGGUUCUUUGAUUGAUAUAUUCAAACACCUCAAUAAACCAUGCUUUUAAUCUGUUUCAUUUAGCUCCUUUAUUUUGAUGUUUUUUGUGUUCAGUAUAGGAUUUAUUGUCAUAUAUUUAGUUCUGUUGUUUACAAAACAGAUUAAAGUAUUUUCCAAUGUAUUUUAAAAUGAUAAUAAACAUCUAUGCUUUUAUCUGUCUUUAUAUCUCAUCUCCAAAGAGAUAUAUCAUAAAAUGCAGGCUGGAUGCAACAGUCGAAUUUAUCCCAUCUUAGUAACAUUACUCUAUAACUGAUUCUAAAUAGCUCAUGUCAGUGAUAUAGUAUAUCCAAAUACUGUGCUGUCGGUUUUAUCUUUUGAAAGACUGUAUAAAUGACAUUAACAGAAAUUUUCUUAGAAUACUUAAUAACCUUAUUUACCACCCGGAAAAAAUGUUGUCUGUUGACAGUCUUCUAUUGUAUAUUUUAUUUGUUAUCAAUAUAUUCAUCCUAAUUAGCACUUGUGAUAACUUUAAAACAUGUUUUAUAUGAUGUAUAUUUCAUGUAAUAAACUUGAAUGAACACU
Messenger RNA from Schistosoma spindalis, 3067 nucleotides. Lineage: Eukaryota; Metazoa; Platyhelminthes; Trematoda; Strigeidida; Schistosomatidae. The record is from the annotation of a GenBank genome assembly.